Molecule: messenger RNA, 4386 nt
Organism: Trichosurus vulpecula (common brushtail)
Lineage: Eukaryota; Metazoa; Chordata; Mammalia; Diprotodontia; Phalangeridae
Gene: KLHL8
Product: kelch like family member 8
Exons: 11
Coding region: 329-2299 (656 amino acids)
Molecular function (GO): protein binding
Source: RefSeq, a predicted model, not a curated record
GCGCUAAAGGCGCCCCAGGCUUUCCCCGCCCCAACCCCCGCCAGUCGUAGCUCGACCCGCCGGCAGGAAGCUCCAGAGCGGCUCGCUCGGAGCCGGGGCCCCGGGGCAGCUGCUCCUCUUGUGGAAGAGCCGGGGAGAAGGAGGGGGGUGGACCCAUUUCAGACCAAGCUAGGACCUUUUUCUUCACCUGGAAGAUCUUCUCACCCUGGAAGAUGCCUCAACCCUUACUGCCUAGAAACAGCCUUCUCUUCCUGGAAGAUCCUUUUGAUCCUAUGGUCGCCUACUCCUCUAUUGGGAAAUGACAAAUUGAACUGAACAUAAAAGGUGUAUGAAGAUUGAUAGGUUAUAUCUCUCCUCUUCCCCCACCCCCCAAAUUUUUUUAAAUCAAUGGGAAAUGUGCGAACAAAUCAGCAUUGAAAGAAGAAUAUUGUCAAUGGCUUCACAGUCUUUGCGCCCAGAAUCAGCUAAGACUCAUUUGAUAAAGGGGAAAAAACAGCAGCAGCAGCAGCAUCAACAGGAGGACAGGUCCUCAAAUAGAGAUGGUGAUGGAGAAGAAUCUUACACAUUUGAAGCCAAUGAAGCUUGGAAAGAUUUUCACAGUUCACUCUUACGAUUCUAUGAAGAUGGUGAACUUUGUGAUGUGACACUGAAGGUUGGUUCAAAGCUAAUCUCCUGCCACAAACUGGUACUGGCUUGUGUUAUUCCUUACUUCAGAGCCAUGUUUCUUUCCGAAAUGGCUGAAGCUAAGCAGACACUCAUUGAGAUCAGGGAUUUUGAUGGUGAUGCAAUAGAAGACUUGGUGAAGUUUGUCUAUUCUUCCCGGCUCACUUUGACAGUUGACAAUGUCCAGCCUCUUUUAUAUGCAGCCUGUAUUCUCCAGGUAGAGCUGGUGGCUAGAGCUUGUUGUGAAUACAUGAAGUUACAUUUUCAUCCUUCUAAUUGCUUGGCAGUCCGAGCUUUUGCAGAGAGUCACAACCGCAUUGACUUAAUGGACAUGGCAGACCGAUAUGCCUGUGAACAUUUUGCUGAAGUGGUGGAAUGUGAAGAUUUUGUGAGUGUGUCACCCCAGCAUCUCCAUAAGCUUUUGUCCUCGAGUGAUCUAAACAUUGAGAAUGAAAAGCAGGUCUAUCGUGCCGCCAUCAAGUGGCUUCUUGCCAAUCCUCAGCAUCAUGCGCUAUGGUUGGAUGAAAUACUUGCUCAGGUUCGACUACCACUGUUGCCCAUUGAUUUUCUUAUGGGUGUUGUGGCAAAAGAAGAAAUUGUCAAGCAAAAUCUAAAAUGUAGGGAUUUACUUGAUGAAGCAAGAAAUUACCAUCUUCACUUGAGCAGCAGGGCAGUGCCUGACUUUGAGUACUCCAUUCGAACCACUCCAAGGAAGCAGACUGCUGGUGUGCUGUUCUGUGUAGGUGGUCGAGGUGGAUCAGGUGACCCAUUUCGAAGCAUUGAAUGCUAUUCAAUAAACAAAAAUAGUUGGUUCUUUGGACCAGAAAUGAAUAGUCGAAGGCGUCACGUGGGUGUAAUAUCUGUGGGAGGCAAAGUCUAUGCAGUUGGCGGACAUGAUGGAAAUGAACAUUUAGGCACCAUGGAGGUGUUUGAUCCUCUCACUAAUAAGUGGAUGAUGAAAGCAUCAAUGAACACAAAGAGACGAGGAAUUGCCUUGGCCUCUCUCGGAGGUCCAAUUUAUGCCAUAGGAGGGUUAGAUGACAAUACCUGCUUCAAUGAUGUGGAGAGAUAUGACAUUGAAUCUGAUCAGUGGAGUGGAGUGGCUCCAAUGAAUACUCCCCGAGGAGGGGUUGGUUCAGUAGCUCUAAUAAACUAUGUUUAUGCUGUGGGAGGCAAUGAUGGGCUGGCCUCUUUGUCUAGUGUGGAGAGAUAUGACCCACAUUUGAAUAAAUGGAUAGAAGUUAAAGAGAUGGGUCAGCGAAGAGCAGGCAAUGGUGUUAGUGAGCUUCAUGGCUGCUUAUACGUUGUAGGUGGAUUUGAUGAUAAUUCUCCUCUUAGUUCAGUUGAACGGUUUGACCCUAGAAACAACAAAUGGGAGUAUGUAGCGGAGCUCACCACUCCUAGGGGGGGUGUGGGGAUUGCUACAGUGAUGGGCAAAAUUUUUGCUGUUGGUGGUCAUAAUGGCAAUGCAUACCUCAAUACUGUGGAAGCUUUUGAUCCAGUGGUGAACAGGUGGGAGCUUGUAGGAUCAGUGUCUCACUGCAGGGCUGGAGCAGGUGUAGCUGUGUGUUCCUGUCUAAGUACUCAAAUCCGUGAUGUGGGCCAAGGAUCCAGUAAUGUGGUUGACUGUAUGUGACUUGAAUGCCCACCAUCAGCAGUUCUGUCCUUCCCAAAAGGAAAGACAGCUAGAGUUUUGGUAUGAUCAUCUUGGAACAGGCUAUAACUACAGCUGGCUUCUUAUUUGAAUAUCAACUGUACGAUGCUCUGAAUAAGCACAUCUUCAGAUGCUCACCAUGAGGAAUUAUCAGUACUAAGGCGAACACUGACACUGUCAUUUUGACAGAAAUUGAAGCAAUACUGGAGUCUUGUUCCAACUUAAAGUUUCCAGAAGAGAGGUGAUUUUAAAGCAAGUGCCAAAACACCUGAAAUCUGUUUUUUUUAAAUCUGAGUAAUUUUUAAAGUUACAUUACAGUAAUUUGCAGUCAUUACUUUUUCAAAGUUAGACAAUGAGAUCCUACUGAAUUUUCAAUCUGUGAGUAAGGAGAAAAUUGGAAUACUUUUGGUAUUAAUUUUUUUCUUGAUGAAGGAUAUUUCCACUUUAUACUAAAAAGGUUUAUUUUCCUUUUUUUUUUACUGGAUGAUUUAAAUUUCUCAGAUGUUUACAAAAGUAAAACAUGUUUGCACUAUUCUGAGUGCACUAGGCUGCAUUUAAAGAGUAUUUGUAUAAUGUACAAAGCUAGUAAAGCUCAGUCAGUCAUACUAAGCUAAAGAUGCAUAUUUCUGAUAUUAAAAUUUGACUGUUUAAUGGAUUUGUUUUAUGGUAAAUAAAAAGGGGGCUGAUUUGUGGUUAGGAGAACAUUUGUCUUAUUUGAUACUUUGUCCAGUUGGAAAUCUUAGAAAUGAGCCAGGAAUCUUGAUCAGACGGUGUCCAAAGGCAGAGAAUCAGGAAAGCCGUUUUUUCCUGUCCUUCUUUGAUGGGCUCUUGACUAAAAGCCCAGGUUUAAUAUUUCCUGUCCAUCAGGCUGCUGGCUGACCUGUCCCUUUCCUGGGUAUAACAUCUGGUUUUAGUUCUUAAGGAAAUGAAAUACUUAUUUAAAAUUUUAUUUUUCCCCCAGUUACAUAUAAAAACACUUUUUAACAUUUGUUUUUUUUUUUUUAAAUUUCUGAGUUCCAAAUUCUUUCACUUCCCUUCUCAAUGAGCGGGGGAACAAUUUGAUAUAGAUUAUACAUAUGCAAAACAAAAGUCCAUGUUAGGAAAUGAAAUACUUUUUUUUAAACAAACUUUCAUCACUGGCUCUAGUUUGCUAAUAAGUUCAACCUGUCAUAAAACCAGUACAAGACAAGUAUUAAUAAAUGUGAAGAGUUUCACCAUUUUCCUACCAGCUAUGUUUCAUUCUCUUAAGCUCUAGGACAAAGAACUUUCCUGGAGCUUGAGCCCAGAUAUUAUUCUGCCCACCGACCUGACAGCUCUUCAUGAAAAUAACUUGCGUUCUAAAAUGGCUUAACCAUUGAAUAAUGUGUAUUUAUUUGUUCACAGAUAUUUAUUUAAGAUUCUGUUUUCUAUCUGCAGGUUAGUUAGUAGUUAGAUACUGAGUGACUGAGGGGAGAGACCCCACUUUUACUUAAGCAUAGAGGUUUCCCUGCAUGUUCUUAGGAGGAAUGUUCUGAACUUUCCUCAUUCUGCUUAAAGCAGAAGCUUCAGCAUUUCAUUGCAGUAGAACACCAAAGAGCACCAUUUUCGGUAGCAUAAGUCAUAGAAUCAAGGAGUUGCUAGUUCUACUUUGCCCAUGGAUAAAUGACUCUCAACGCUACUCAGUGUGGUAAGUUUUUAAAAAGCAUAUCAAGAAUCCGAUAUCCCACAGGGGAGGAAAGCUCCCCAAGCAAGUUUCUGUUAACCUGUGCUCAGACUGCAGUACUCAGGAAGACUCAGGACAUUCACAGGCAGGCCUUGAAAACAGUGACAGGCUUGUCUUUGUACGCUGCAUGAAACUAAAGGCUACCUUACAUACCAGAGUUGGUUGUAGACACUGCUUUGGGGGAAAAAUUCAACAUUUGAGGCAGUCACAAAAACAUAUUGUCACCAAACAGCCCUGAUCUCACUUCAGAUAGUUAUUAUAUAUUAUGAGAUCUAGUACUUUUUUUCUUGAUGUAGUGCUAACCACCUGUCAUAACUCUUAAUUUUUUUUGUGUGAAUCUCUUAUUAAACCUUGAUUUUAAAUUGUU